This is a messenger RNA of Trachymyrmex cornetzi, 879 nucleotides long. RefSeq names its product odorant receptor 22c-like. Gene Ontology annotation, biological process: detection of chemical stimulus involved in sensory perception of smell; sensory perception of smell. The transcript is spliced from 5 exons. Gene Ontology annotation, molecular function: olfactory receptor activity; odorant binding. The coding region runs from base 1 to 879 and encodes 292 amino acids. Lineage: Eukaryota; Metazoa; Arthropoda; Insecta; Hymenoptera; Formicidae. The record is from RefSeq and is a predicted model, not a curated record. Gene Ontology annotation, cellular component: plasma membrane.
AUGAUGGCCAUUGACUGGGAAAAGUGUUCCAGCACAAAAUUCAGUAUAUUCGCUACAUACAAUGCUAAACUGUCGGAGCGCUUCGUUAACAUGACGGUGAUUCUUUAUUCGAUAGCUGCAAUUCUUACUAGCACCAAGAUCUUUGUAAAACACAUGGAUAGUGGCAAUGCUUCCAAUGUUUCCACACGGUUGCUCAUUGUAGAGAUGGAUCUGCCAUUUGACACUAAUCAAAGAUUUGUAUAUGGAUCUGUCAUAAUUAUCCAAUUUCUUCAUUUAUUGCUGUGUUCCAAUGUUAUGGGUGUAUUCAAUGCUUUACUCAUAAAUCUGAUAUUGCAUAUAGGCGGUCAAAUCGAUAUUCUGCGUGAGAGUUUGAAGGGAAUUGUUCCGAAGAAAGACAAGGACAGCUCGAGUCAUUUCACGGUAAAUGAAGUAAUAAAAAAACAUCAGAAAAUCAUUACCUUCUCAGAGCAUAUCGAACAUCUGUAUUCGUAUAUCGCGAUGGUACUCUUCGUAUCGGAUAUUCUGGUUAUCUGCUGCUUAGGUUCUACAAUUGUCGCGUCCAUCGGUAGACCCGACGUUUUAAAAAAUAUAAUUAGGGUCCUCUUAUUUUACUUCGUCAUGAAUAUGGAAGCAUUCGUAUUUUGUUUUGCUGGGGAAUACUUGAGCGCUAAGAAUAAAAGUAUCGGAGAUGCUGCCUACGCUUCCCUCUGGUACGAAUCAGAUUCCAGAACAAAUCGAAUUAUAUUGUUUUUGAUAAUGAGGUCACAAAAUGAGUUAACAAUUACAAUUGGAAAGAUAAUGAAUUUGUCCUUGGAACAAUUUACUAGUAUUAUAAAAACUUCAGUGUCCUAUAUAUCCGUCCUACUUGCGAUGUGUUGA